Messenger RNA from Sinocyclocheilus rhinocerous, 3321 nucleotides. RefSeq names its product cytochrome P450 26B1-like. The transcript has 6 exons. Gene Ontology annotation, molecular function: monooxygenase activity; oxidoreductase activity, acting on paired donors, with incorporation or reduction of molecular oxygen; iron ion binding. The coding region runs from base 714 to 2249 and encodes 511 amino acids. Lineage: Eukaryota; Metazoa; Chordata; Actinopteri; Cypriniformes; Cyprinidae. Gene Ontology annotation, biological process: sterol metabolic process. The record is from RefSeq and is a predicted model, not a curated record.
CUCGCUGUGCGACUCGAACUCACAUUGAGAAACUGUAUAUGAAGAGAGAGAGAGAGCUAGAGCGCAAGAGAGAGGUAGAGAGUGAAACCGCAUCAAAAAACGGGCUAGCGAGACGCACUACAGUCAUCUGAAGAUUUUUACUGGCAUAGGCAUCAAACUUCGGAGGAUUAUUUCUUUCAUUUACUUCUGCGUCUUCCUUAUGACCAUUACUUGAUUUCAGUGCAUUUAAAGAGAUUAUAUCGAGCUUUCCUGUAAGAUAUUUUUAAAAAACAAUAAUUUUUUUUCAAAAAGUAACUUAAAGCUAACUUUUAAACAAGUUUGGAAUUUAGAACAACAUUUCUAAAUCAAGUUUCAAAUUUGACAGGUUCACGCCAAAUUUAAAUUUUAAAAAUUAAAAAAUUCAACUUAAAAGUCACGGCAAUAUUCGAAAGCGAUUUGCAUAAUUUAAAAUGAUGUACAAAUAUUUAAGAUCGAUUUGUAAUAUCCAGCAUUGUGUUAAUUAAACACUUCAAUUUAUUCAUUUACUUUUCAUUAGAAAACGUUGCGCUGCCUUUUGGUGCGAGAUUCUUCUCAGCUAUUUUUGCUUUUCAGAAUAAUUGUAGCAGCAAAUCAUAUAUAACACAUUAAGUCACUCAUAUACUCCCGAGAAGGCUCAACCACUGUAGUGCUCAUCACUCCAUAUAUUUGAGACAAGUCCCCGGACGUUCACAGCCAUGCUCUUCGAGAGUUUUGACCUUGUCUCGGCGCUGGCGACGCUGGCUGCGUGUUUAGUGUCCAUGGCACUUCUUCUGGCCGUGUCCCAGCAACUCUGGCAGCUGAGAUGGACCGCAACACGGGACAAGAGCUGCAAGCUGCCUAUGCCCAAGGGCUCCAUGGGGUUCCCCAUCAUUGGAGAAACAUGCCACUGGUUCUUUCAGGGUGCAGGUUUCCAUGCGUCAAGGAGGCAGAAGUAUGGGAACGUGUUCAAGACUCACCUGCUGGGACGGCCGCUCAUCCGGGUCACGGGGGCAGAGCAUGUGCGUAAGGUUCUGAUGGGAGAACACAGCCUGGUCACUGUGGACUGGCCCCAAAGCACCAGCACUCUACUGGGUCCCAACAGUUUGGCCAACUCUAUAGGAGACAUCCACCGCAAAAGGAGAAAGAUCUUUGCUAAAGUCUUCAGUCAUGAGGCUCUGGAGAGCUACCUGCCCAAGAUCCAGCAGGUCAUUCAGGAGACCCUGCGGGUGUGGAGCUCCAAUCCUGACCCCAUCAACGUUUAUCGGGAAUCCCAGCGGCUCUCCUUCCACAUGGCAGUGCGUGUAUUACUGGGUUUCCGCGUCUCUGAAGAGGAGAUGCACUGUCUUUUCCGCACUUUCCAGGAUUUUGUGGAGAAUGUUUUUAGCCUUCCCAUCGACCUGCCGUUUAGUGGUUAUAGGAAGGGUAUUCGUGCAAGAGACUCACUCCAGAAAAGCAUAGAAAAAGCCAUCAGAGAGAAACCUCUCCACACACAGGGGAAAGAUUACACUGAUGCUCUUGAUGUGCUUCUAGAGAGCGCCAAGGAGAACAACACAGAGCUUACAAUGCAGGAGCUCAAGGAGUCCACUAUUGAGCUGAUCUUCGCUGCUUUUGCCACAACAGCCAGUGCCAGCACGUCUCUGAUCAUGCAGCUGCUGCGACACCCUGCAGUGCUGGAGAAGCUGCGUGAGGAGCUGCAGAGUUGCGGCCUGCUGCAUGACGGCUGUCUGUGCCAGGGCGAACUGCGACUGGACAGCAUCAUUAGCCUCAAGUACCUGGACUGCGUGAUCAAAGAGGUCCUGCGUCUGUUUGCCCCUGUGUCUGGAGGUUACCGCAUUGCCACACAGACCUUUGAGCUGGAUGGUGUACAGGUACCCAAAGGUUGGAGUGUCAUGUACAGCAUCCGUGACCCCCACGACACCUCAGCUGUGUUCAAGGACGUGGAGGCCUUUGACCCGGACCGGUUUAGCCCAGAGCGGAGCGAGGAUCGUGAGGGCCGCUUCCACUAUCUGCCCUUCGGCGGUGGUGUUCGCUCCUGCCUCGGCAAGCAGCUGGCCACUCUCUUCCUCAAACUCCUAGCCGUGGAGCUCGCGGGAGGGAGCCGCUUCGAACUGGCCACGCGGACAUUCCCACGCUUGAUUUCGGUCCCCGUGGUGCACCCCACCGACGGCCUUUGUGUCAAAUUCUUCGGCCUCGACUCCAAUCAGAAUCAGAUCAUGGCCAAGUCGAAUGAGAUGUUGGAUGCCACCGUGUGACAGACUGGGCAGAAGAAGGAACAGACUUCAUAUUCUGAGCUGUCACCUGAAGUUCAAAAGACUCUCAUUUGCCAAAAAUGUAUAGUCUAUAAUUUGUAAAGAAGUAUAUCAUAAAAAUAUAAAUUUUACUGAACGUAUUGCUACAUCAGGAGAGCACAAGAGGAAGGUUUCAGAAAAGAAGAGGUGAAAGGGACAGUCAUAUUAGCCGAUGUAGAUGUCACAGGGUCUUGAGAUGAGAAGUUUUGUGUGAGUGUUUUUCGUGGAUGCUGAGUUCAUUAAUAUGUAUAUACAGUAUGUGUGGUUUCUGUGUGUGUAAAUACAUUACGUUUUCUUGUGCGAAUGUACGCGUGUGCCUGUUUGCGUGUGUGGACAGCUUGUUUUUCAGCUAAGGUAUUAGGAGUUAGAGUAGGCAGUGCAAACUAGAAUGAAUGAGAGGAUUGUGUAAUUUACUCAGGUGUGUUAGCAGUACAGAAGGAGCUUUCAGACUAACCCAGUACUUGUUAUACAUGCUCUGUACAUGAGUGACAAUCCAUAAUAUUUUUUUUAAGAGAGCGUGAAAAGGAGGCGAGCGAUGAACAGAGAUAUAUGACUCGUCAGAGACUAUAAGAGAAAAUUAACCUGUGCAGGCUCUCAAAACAAGCUAUAGAGGGAAUGAGGGAUUCAUUCCUGCUGCAAAUGUUAUAUCUGAAGACAAUUAUGAAAACAAAAAAGCAAAAAAAUAAGUCAUAACUGUCAUAUAUGCUGCUUUGGGAGUCGCUUUUUAUUUAUAUGAUGGAGCAGAGUGCCACCUGACCUCUGCAAAGAGGAAGGCUUCUUUUUUUUCUGCUCCACAUCAAUAUAAGAAAAAAUUAUACUGAAUAUACAGUAGAUGAUGGUGGAACUGAUUGGACAAUGAUCAGUCAGUAACUCUAUAUACCACCAAUCAGAAGAGUUUUCUUGAGACGCCUCUGAAGGGACUUUAAAGGCAGUUAGGUGAGAGGCACUAGGACUCUGAGCAACCCGAUGAGGGUUCUUCCUUCACUUCCUCUACAGGCCACGCGAAGGACUUUACUUUGAUAAAAUAUACCACUGA